AAACCAGUGUGAUCAUGCCAUGGACUGUUUGUUUGUCUAAGCCACCUGCUCAUUUGUCUGUGGCAUCUCAUUACUCUAUGUGUGCGGACAACGAUUGUUGAAGGACGCUGAGUAGUGAAGCUCUCUAGACUGUGCUGUCGGCUCGAUUGUCAUGAUCUUCCAUCCAGCCACUUUUUGAAUUAUUAUUUGAGCCGUCCAGAACUUCACAAACCACACGAUGAGCAGGUGAUGAAAAUGAUGAGUGGCACGUGUGUCUGAUCGAAAUUUGUCCAUCCUCGGUUAUGUAAGCAGUUGGGGAGCCUGUUGGGUUGGCUAGGCGCUUGACGUUGCAUCGUGACGACGCGUGAAUCUAAGACGCACGGGGACCUCACAUCUCCAUCAGGGAUGGAGGAGCUCUCGAUAAGCAAGAGGACAAGCUGAUGCUCGCUUCACUGUGUCUGAGGACCCCGUGAUGCGGCAGGGAGGGAGACGCCCCCCCUCCGUCUUCGCGCAACACCAGUGACAGAACCGGGGAUGCGGUUUUCUCCGGCGGCGUCGGUCGCUGAGUGAGCCCGCCGUGUUCUCACAGCAGGAGGAGGACGCGUACUGGCCGCUCUCUUCUGGUGGUAGCACCCGGGGAGGCAGAGAGCCAUGGCGGGCGCUAAGCUGACGCCUUCUCCCUCGGAGAUCGACCCAGACGUGAAGACUGAGGUGCAGAAAACCCCCGAACCCACCUGGGUCAACCCCUCCAGCCCUCUCCGGACCAUGGGCUCUUUCGGGAGCGAUGCCGGCCAAAGGUAUCAAGAGGAGUACAGUAUGGACUCAACCAAUGCCCAGGUGCAGGUGGAGUUCUAUGUGAACGAAAACACCUUCAAGGAGAGGCUGAAGCUUUUUUUCAUCAAAAACCAAAGGUCAAGCUUGAGAAUCCGCCUGUUCAACUUCUCACUGAAGAUCCUCACCUGCGUCCUCUACAUAGUGAGAGUCAGCCUGGAUAAUCCCUGGGACGGCAAUGGUGGUUCAUGUAAUGGUACAUCUUGUCGGAACAACAGUUGGACUAAUACCACAAAGUCGACAAAUAUCAAUUGGGAGGUGAUUUUCUGGGUUAACAGAAAGGAUCCUGUAUGGGCAAUACAGGUGACAGUGGCCUUAAUCAGUUUCUUGGAGACCAUGCUUAUCACAUAUCUCAGCUACAAGGGGAACAUUUGGGAGCAGAUGUUCCAGAUAUCCUUCAUAUUGGAGAUGAUCAACACAGUGCCAUUUAUAAUUACUAUCUUCUGGGAACCAUUGAGAAACAUAUUCGUCCCAGUAUUUCUUAACUGCUGGCUUGCCAAAGGUGCCCUGGAAAACAUGAUUAAUGACUUCCAUCGUGCCAUCCAGAGGACCCACUCUGCCAUGUUCAACCAGGUGUUCAUCCUCAUCUGCACCUUACUGUGUCUGGUUUUCACUGGAGCUUGUGGGAUCCAGCAUCUAGAGAGAGCCGGGAAGCACCUGACCCUGUUUGACUCCUUCUACUUCUGCAUCGUCACCUUUUCCACUGUGGGCUAUGGUGACGUCACGCCACAGAUUUGGCCGUCCCAGCUGCUGGUGGUCAUUCUUAUCUGUGUUGCCCUGGUGGUGCUUCCACUGCAGUUUGAAGAACUGGCAUACCUGUGGAUGGAGAGCCAGAAGUUAGGAGGGAACUACAGCCGCCACCGGGCACAGACAGAGAAGCAUGUUGUGUUGUGUGUCAGCUCGCUGAAGAUUGAUCUGCUGAUGGACUUCCUCAACGAGUUCUACGCUCAUCCCAGACUGCAGGACUACUAUGUGGUGAUCCUGUGUCCGACGGAGAUAGACAUUCAGGUUCGCCGGAUCCUCCAAAUUCCUCUGUGGUCCCAGAGAGUCAUCUACCUUCAAGGGUCUGCCCUCAAAGACCAGGACCUGAUGAGGGCCAAGAUGGAUGACGCCGAGGCCUGCUUCAUCCUCAGCAGCAGGAACGAGGUCGACCGAACUGCUGCUGAUCACCAGACUAUUUUGAGGGCUUGGGCUGCGAAAGACUUUGCUCCAAAUUGCCCUCUUUACGUCCAGAUUCUCAAACCAGAAAAUAAAUUCCAUGUUAAAUUUGCAGAUCAUGUGGUAUGUGAAGAGGAGUUCAAAUAUGCCAUGUUGGCACUGAACUGUGUGUGUCCAGCCACGUCUACCUUAGUCACACUCCUGGUUCACACCUCCAGAGGACAGGAGGGGCAGUUAUCACCAGAGCAGUGGCAGAGGACAUAUGGACGCUGCUCUGGAAACGAGGUCUACCACAUCCGCUUGUGUGACAGCAAGUUUUUUGGAGAGUAUGAUGGAAAGAGCUUCACCUACGCUUCUUUCCAUGCCCAUAAGAAGUAUGGUGUGUGUUUGAUCGGAGUGAAGCGGGAGGACAACAAGAGCAUCCUCCUGAACCCUGGCCCUCGCCACAUCAUGGCCGCCCCUGACACCUGCUACUACAUCAACAUCACCAAGGAGGAGAACUCAGCCUUCAUCUUCAAACAGGAGGAGAAGCACAACAAGGGUCUGCCCGUCUCAGGCCUCUACGACGCCCCCUCAAGGCUGCCCGUGCACAGCAUCAUUGCCAGCAUGGUUGAUCAGGCUACUUCAUUUGGCACUGUAGCCAUAGAUCUCCAGAAUCCCGAUCCUCCUGAGGAAACCAGCAAGCUGACCUUGCCGACGGAGAACGGCGCUGGGAGCCGCAGGCCAAGCAUCGCCCCUGUCCUCGAGAUUGCCGACUCCUCUGCUAUUCUGCCCUGCGACCUCCUCAGCGACCAAUCAGAGGACGAGACCACCCAGUCAGAUGAGGAGGGAUCUGUGGGGUCAGAUUUUGUGAAGGGCUACCCUCCCAACUCACCCUACAUCGGCAGUUCUCCAACUCUUUGCCACCUCCUACCACAGAAAGCUCCAUUCUGCUGCCUCCGUCUCGACAAGGGCUGCACACAUAGCAGCUUUGAGGAUGCCAAGGCGUAUGGCUUCAAGAAUAAGCUGAUUAUAGUGUCUGCGGAGACGGCAGGAAACGGCCUCUACAACUUCAUCGUCCCUCUGCGCGCUUACUAUCGGCCAAGGAAGGAGCUCAACCCCAUAGUGCUGCUGCUGGACUACCAGCCAGACAACCACUUCUUAGAGGCCAUUUGCUGCUUUCCAAUGGUUUACUUCAUGGCUGGCACCAUCGAUAACUUGGACAACCUGCUCCAGUGUGGUAUAAUCUACGCUGACAACCUGGUGGUCGUAGACAAGGAGAGCACCAUGAGCGCUGAGGAGGACUACAUGGCAGACGCCAAGACCAUCGUCAACGUCCAGACAAUGUUCAGGUUGUUCCCAAGUCUCAGCAUCAUCACUGAGCUCACACACCCGUCCAACAUGAGGUUCAUGCAGUUCAGAGCGAAGGACUGCUACUCACUCGCUCUCUCCAAACUGGAGAAGAUAGAGCGUGAUAAGGGCUCCAACUUGGCCUUCAUGUUCCGGCUGCCGUUUGCUGCAGGCAGGGUGUUCAGUAUCAGCAUGUUGGAUACGCUGCUUUACCAGUCAUUUGUCAAAGACUAUAUGAUCGCAAUUGCGAGGCUACUUCUCGGUCUGGACACCACGCCUGGCUCUGGGUAUCUGUGUGCUAUGAAGAUCACAGAAGAGGACCUGUGGAUCAGGACUUACGGGAGACUCUUCCAGAAGCUUUGUUCAUCCAGCGCUGAGAUCCCCAUCGGGAUCUACCGCACCGAGUCUCACAUGUUCUCAACCUCAGAGUGCAAGGACAGUUACGCACAGUCUCAGGUGUCCAUCAACACAGGGGAGGGCCUGGAACGUCGCGAGCGCGGCGAGUCCUGGAAGGAGAAAACGGCCCACAGAAACUCUACCACGAGUGACCAGUCAGAGCACCCGCUUCUGAGGAAGAAGAGCAUGCAGUGGGCACGGCGGCUGAGCAGGAAGAGCGCCAAACCGUCGAGCAGGGCAGAGCGCAUCUCACAGCAGAGACUCAACUUGUACCGACGCUCUGAGCGACAGGAGCUGUCUGAGCUGGUGAAGAAUCGCAUGAAGCACCUGGGCCUGCCCACCGUGGGAUACGAGGAUGUUUCUAAUCUCACUGCGAGCGAUGUCAUGAAUCGAGUAAAUCUAGGAUAUUUGCAAGAGUUGCAGGACAUUUCAGAGCACCAGUAUACAGAGGGGACCAGGCCGUCAGGGCCACAAGCAGACGAGAUGAACGACCACCAGAACACGCUGUCCUACGUGCUCAUCAAUCCUCCUCCCGACACCAUGCUGGAGCUCAACGACAUUGUGUACAUUAUCCGGUCCGACCCUCUGGCACACAUGCCAGAGGACUCGCAGCCGGGUCACGCCCGCACCAGCAGGCACCAGCAGCAGGAGUUUGGCACAGAGACGAGGGACGAGACUCACCUCUGAAACCCACCUCGGUCCUCGACACCCUGACCCUUAAUAUCUAUGAUCCCGCCCCUCCCCCCCAACCUCCCCGAGCUCGUUUGUGUCGCACAGAUGAAGGCUCGUCUCGGGCCGAGAACAGCGGUCCAUAGUGAAUGUGCAUUAUGUGUCUCUCAACCUCCAAAAUAUCAACAUUUAAAAAGAGAGAGCGAGCUGCUGUUUCCCACUGCGCUGCUACAGGAGGAUGCAUGAAGAGUGCCUCGUCAUCGACCCCGACUCCCCUCACACACCUCUACUGUACUUUAACACUUGUCGCCCUCACAAAAAUAAUCUGAAACGGAGAACCAGGCACUGGAAACAAUCCCCUUCCCUCCCAACCAAAGGACUGAGAGAUCCGAUGGAUGUUGUGAGACAGACAGAGGAGGUUAUCGUGCACACACACUGUACAGGAUAUCAAAUCAUCACUUCACUCAGGGGUGAAGUUGCCCCAGUGCUGCCACUCAGGCCGACUCCCUUGUACGCCUGUUGCUACCUAAACUCACACAGAACUGAAUCUCGGGGCAACUGCACCCUCCUCCACAUCUGUACACUCCUGUUUUUCUACCAGUAAAUGCCAUGAAUUUCGAGCAAUUCAAGCAUUUACAAUGAAAUUACAGUACAUGAGCACUUUUCUUAAUUUAUUAUAAAAAAUGUCUUCUUUUUG
Molecule: messenger RNA, 5059 nt
Organism: Acanthopagrus latus (yellowfin seabream)
Lineage: Eukaryota; Metazoa; Chordata; Actinopteri; Spariformes; Sparidae
Product: potassium channel subfamily T member 1
Exons: 35
Coding region: 631-4380 (1249 amino acids)
Biological process (GO): potassium ion transport
Cellular component (GO): membrane
Molecular function (GO): intracellular sodium-activated potassium channel activity
Source: RefSeq, a predicted model, not a curated record